Molecule: messenger RNA, 1062 nt
Organism: Pyricularia grisea
Lineage: Eukaryota; Fungi; Ascomycota; Sordariomycetes; Magnaporthales; Pyriculariaceae
Exons: 5
Coding region: 1-1062 (353 amino acids)
Source: RefSeq, a predicted model, not a curated record
AUGGGUAAAAAGAGGACGGCGGAGGACAGAAGAAAACAAGCUGAAAAAAGCGGCUUCAACUUCGACGACGAGGACGUUGACGAUAGACCUGUCCCACGAUUUGUUCUGGGAUAUACCGAAAGAGUGUGCAAUGUACAGGUAGAGCUCUGGCAGGACGAUUUGAGAACUCUGAAGAGAUUCGCCGAAUUUAUAGCCAGCUGUACUUCGGGGAUUCUUGACCCGGAAGGCAAAGCUACUGUUCAGACUGUGCGCAAUCACUUCCGUCGCUUUGUGUCAGGCUGGAAUCGCAACAACCCUGAAUCAUUAAUCACGAGAGAUCAUACAAAUUCCAUCACCAAUUAUAUUAAAGGGCCGCUAAAGAAGAAGAUCGGGUUGUCAAACCUUAAAAAACCGAAAACGUACAUGACAAUCGAAAAUUUCAUGUACAUGGAAAGACAGCUUUGGCAGAGUGAUGGGCAUGAAUACGUUCACGAUGGAUAUCGUGUCUUAAUUAGUGCCAAACUAAAAUGUCAUGUAUUCACCUCAACUAAAGUGGGUGAAAUAAGUGAAAGCUCUAGUCGAGCGGGCACUGGGAAUGGGCUGCUUUACAAACAUACGGAGAUGUUAGUCGCAUGGAAGAAUGGAGAGCCAAAGCUGCGCUACAGUCUUAAACGGGAGUUUGCGAAAGGGAUGCACGACAAGGAAGAUCAGCGACCAACGCACAUUUUAUAUGAGCACUUACCCGGCCAGCCUCUCAUUCUGAGCCCGAUCGUCUUUCUGCUGGCCAUAUUCCUCGCACGAGGAGCUUUCAAAAGCUACAAUGACAUUCAGCAGAUUUUGGACGUGAAACCACCAUCUGAUCAAGGAUACUGGGUUUUGGAUUGGGCAGAUCAUGUUAAGGAUCUCCCAGUGUUUCCAACAAUGACUGCAAAGGGUAUGACCCAGAAGAUUCAAACGGCUGGUACGUUUGCCAAUCAGAUCAGGGGUCUAUCAAUACGUGCAGGAAUGGAACGACCCGUAACACCACAUGGAAUCCGCCGAGAAUACCUGAUCCAAGCUACAAAUAAAAAUUUUAGCUUUUAG